AUGGAAUCUGGCGCCCUGCGCCACGUGCUGAGUGGAUCGAUCCCUCUUCAAGCCGCUCCUGCUAACGAAAUUUUUAAAAAACCCAACUUUUCAAAAAAGAGAAGCACUUUACGGAGCAUGGAACCUCUUAUCAAGCGAGCCCGAAAGAACCCUGUUAGAAUCAGCAUUGAAGGGAACAUUGCCACUGGAAAAUCGACCUUCAUCAAGAUCCUCGAAGAAGCGGCUGGAACUGAAGACUGGGAAAUCACACCGGAACCAGUCUCCACCUGGACCCAGAUCGAGGGCAAAAAUCCUGUUGAGCUGGAGGAGCAAAACGCGAAAAAAGAGAUUUUGGGCAAGUUCUACACUGACCCUAAGCGUUGGGCCUACACUAUGGAGAGCUUCACCUUUGUGACGCGCAUGCACGCCGAGAAAAUGCGCCGUCAGCGGCCAUCCUCGGUCUCGUGCUCGAUAAACGAGCGAAGCGUGUAUUCAAAUCUCUACAUUUUUGCACGAAACUGCUUCGAAACCGGACUCAUGACGGAGACCGAGUGGGCCAUUUACAAAGACUGGUCGACUUAUCUCCUCGAAUCCCUUGGCGAUCUCCAGCUGGAUGGAUUCAUCUACCUUCGUUGUGAUCCCAAAGUUUGCGAUAAGCGAAUGGCAAAACGAGGUCGGCCAGAAGAACAGGGCGUAACCUUGGAGUACCUCACCCAGCUGCACGAAAAACACGAAAAGUGGCUUCACAAUCGCGAAUUCCAUAACGAAGAGAUUAUGCACGAUAUUCCAGUGUUGGAAAUAGACUGCAAUAUGGAAUUUCAUGACGACGAAGCAAUCAAGACUAAAAUGCUCAAUCAGGUUCGUGAUUUCGUCCGCCAGGUGCAAGAAAAACGUCAGGAGAAGCUCAACUCUCUCCAGGAAACCGAUUCCGGAGUGGACUCGUACUCCCGUUCAGACUCUCCUCUUUCGGACGCGCAGUCGCUCAGCCCGCUUCCAUUUUCCAAAACAAGCAGCGAGGAAGAAAUCGCUCCAGUGGCGCAAGUUACGACUGAAAUCAAAACUGAAUAG
Oikopleura dioica is the source of this 1047-nucleotide messenger RNA. NCBI's taxonomy places the organism in Eukaryota, Metazoa, Chordata, Appendicularia, Copelata, Oikopleuridae. The record is from the annotation of a GenBank genome assembly.